Mus musculus (house mouse) is the source of this 499-nucleotide messenger RNA. RefSeq names its product predicted gene 12502. NCBI's taxonomy places the organism in Eukaryota, Metazoa, Chordata, Mammalia, Rodentia, Muridae. The transcript has a single exon. The record is from RefSeq and is a predicted model, not a curated record. The coding region runs from base 101 to 418 and encodes 105 amino acids.
AAAAGUCCCUCAAAAUUUCUGACUGUUAGAAGAAUUGGAAGAAGGACAGAAAGGAGUAGGCGAUGGCACAGUUAGCUGGGGUCUGGAGGACGACGAGGGCAUGACACUUACAAGAUGGACAGGCAUGAUAAUUGGGCCUCCACGAACAAUCUAUGAAAACCGAAUAUACAGCCUUAAGAUAGAGUGUGGGCCUAAGUACCCAGAGGCACCCCUGUCUGUAAAAUUUGUAACAAGAGUCAAUAUGAGCGGCGUGAGCAGUUCGAAUGGAGUGGUGGAUCCGAGAGCCACGGCAGUGCUGGCAAAGUGGCAGAACUCCCACAGCAUCAAAGUCAUCCUGCAGGAACUGCGGCGCCUGAUGAUGCCAAAAGAGAACAUGAAGCUGCCACAGCCACCGGAAGGACAGCGUUACAGCAAUUAGUCACCAAGGCCCCGGCCUCCCCUCCCCAUCCAACCCAAGUCUUCAUUUUCCACAGUAGUGAAUUUUCUAGAUACAUCUGUA